Mandrillus leucophaeus (drill) is the source of this 2600-nucleotide messenger RNA. It is a transcript of the gene ZNF621, whose product is annotated as zinc finger protein 621. Bases 437 to 1756 code for a protein of 439 amino acids. The transcript has 5 exons. Lineage: Eukaryota; Metazoa; Chordata; Mammalia; Primates; Cercopithecidae. Gene Ontology annotation, molecular function: DNA-binding transcription factor activity; RNA polymerase II cis-regulatory region sequence-specific DNA binding. The record is from RefSeq and is a predicted model, not a curated record. Gene Ontology annotation, biological process: regulation of transcription by RNA polymerase II.
CGGGGCGACCGAGAUGGCGGCCUCCGGGGGCCUAGAGGGGCCCUGGGCGCGCACUCGCCCUUCCGGCUGGGCGUUUAGUUAGUGACCAGCCCCUCGGUGUUCGGCAGAGCGUGGGUUUCAGCGAGUUCUACAUGCCAGGUCCGCCCGGUGCCGGCUUCCUCGCUGCCCCUGGCGGCUUGUCACCUCCCACUUCCCCUGAACUUGGUCCCAAUGGCGGCCCGCCCCUCCUUCACCCGGACCGUGGGCAUCUGGGCCUCGCCGAAGCCGCCAAGGUGGUUACUCUGGCUUCUACAGCCCGGGUCCAGCCCUUUGCCACCGAGGCCUGAUACUCUUUUCUGCCCUAAAGAACUUGCCCUGACAGCCUCUCGCUCCCGCUCCUGAGGAUCUUGCUUGUCCAAACCCAGAAGACAGUGCAUGAAGCCGGGAGACAUCCGCCAUGCUCCAAGCAACUUGGCCUCAGGAGUCAGUGACCUUUGAGGAUGUGGCUGUUUACUUCACCCAGAAUCAAUGGGCCAGCCUCGACCCUGCGCAGAGGGCCCUAUACGGGGAGGUGAUGCUGGAGAAUUAUGCAAAUGUGGCUUCCCUGGUAGCGUUUCCAUUCCCCAAACCUGCUCUGAUCUCCCACCUGGAGAGAGGGGAAGCACCAUGGGGCCCAGAUCCCUGGGACACCGAGAUUCCGAGAGGCAUCAGUCAAGGUGGUGAGUCCUGGAUCAAAAAUGAAGGGCCAGUUAUAAAGCAGGAAGCCUCUGAAGAAACAGAGUUGCACAGAAUGCCGGUAGGAGGACUUCUCAGGAACGUUUCUCAGCACUUUGAUUUUAAAAGCAAGGCAAUGCAGCAGACUUUCAAUCUAAAUCCAAACCUGAUACUUCGAGGUGGAAUGAAGUUCUAUGAAUGUAAAGAAUGUGGGAAAAUCUUCCGAUAUAACUCAAAGCUCAUUCGGCAUCAGAUGAGUCACACUGGGGAAAAGCCCUUUAAGUGUAAGGAGUGUGGCAAAGCUUUCAAGUCCAGCUAUGACUGUAUUGUACAUGAGAAAAACCACAUUGGAGAAGGGCCCUAUGAAUGUAAGGAGUGUGGCAAAGGUUUGAGUUCCAACACAGCCUUGACUCAGCAUCAGAGGAUCCACACUGGAGAGAAACCCUAUGAAUGUAAAGAGUGUGGGAAGGCUUUCCGUAGGAGUGCGGCCUACCUGCAGCAUCAGAGAUUACACACGGGAGAGAAACUCUAUAAAUGCAAGGAAUGUUGGAAAGCUUUCGGUUGUAGGUCACUUUUUAUUGUCCAUCAGAGAAUUCAUACUGGGGAGAAACCUUACCAGUGUAAGGAGUGCGGCAAAGCCUUCACUCAGAAAAUAGCCUCCAUUCAGCAUCAGAGAGUUCACACUGGGGAGAAGCCUUAUGAAUGUAAGGUGUGUGGGAAAGCCUUCAAAUGGUAUGGAAGUUUUGUUCAGCAUCAGAAAUUGCACCCUGUGGAAAAGAAGCCGGUCAAGGUUCUUGGGCCAUCCCUAGUCAGUCCCCAGUGCCCCUCUCCAGCCUUACCUCCUGUUCUUCUCCAGGGAUCCUGUUCUGCUCCAGCUGUGGCUGUGCCUUCACUGACCUUUCCACAUGCUGUGCUCAUUCCUACCUCUGGGAAUUUGUUCAUGCUGCUGCCUACAUCUGGAAUACCUUCUUCGUCUGCCCAAAUAGUGCGUGUCUUCCAGGAUCUUACUCCCACUGUGAAACCUUCCCCAGUAAUUCUCACCCCUUCUUCUCACUCCUCAUGAGCUUUAUCUUGGCAGUCUUAUGGUUCUUAUGCCCAGUAAAUCUCCAACCUAAUUUUUUUUUUUUUGAGACAGGGUCUUGCUCUGUCACCCAGGCUGGAGUGCAGCGGUGUGAUCUUGGCUCACUGCAGUCUCCACCUCCUGGGUUCAAGCGAUUCUCUUCCUUCAGAUUCCCGAAUAGCUGGGUUUACAGGCACACAUCACCACCCCCAGCUAAUUUUUGUAUUUUUAGAAGAGACAGGGUUUUGCCAUGUUGGCCAGGCUGGUCUCAAACACCUGACCUCAAGUGAUCUGCCUGUCUUGGUCCCCCAAAGUGCUGGGAUUACAGAAGUGAGCCACUGUGCCCGACCUCCAACCUAAUUUGAGUUUCAUUCGUAUUUUUUUCCUCACCUUACAUGUGUUACAGCUGUUUCAACAUAAAUUCCAUUAUCAUCUAUAUACAUUUAAAGACCAUGCUUAUAUAAUCUCUUCUGGGUAGAAAAUGGAAAUACUGAACCUUUGCUUUAGUCCCUUUCAGGCUUGAACAACAGUGGCUGUAUCUGCAUCGUGGGGUUGCUGGUGGUAGAACACUUUGGUGUUAGGAAAGUUUGGAAAAGAGGAUAUCCCUGUAUUAGGCCAUUAUGAUUAGAGAUAAGCAGCCUGGGAGAAAUGUACAAGACCUGUGGCUACUGGUAGAGAAUUGGAAUAAGCUUCCAACAAUGGACCGUAGAGAUUAAUGGAGAUUGUUUAGUGGGCCCAUGGCUAGGUGAGGUAUUAAUACAGUUGAAGUUAUGUUGCCCUUGGCACACAUCUUUGAGAAUCUCGUACAUCUAUGCAAAAGAUAGUGUGAAAUAAACAGUAAAAAAAA